AUGUGGGGUCUGAUUGGGAAGACCGCACCCCAAGUCAGGGGCUCCGCACCUACGGUCAUGCAGUCAACUCAGCCUGCCCACCCAGAGAGGAGCCAUGCCAAUGGCCCAGAGGAGAGCAGGCAGGCGCUGCGCCCAGCCACACCACCAGCCCAGGGACCCCUCCUCCUGUCCCACGCAGAGGAAAGGGCGCAACGCGGUGGUGAAAAGCACUGCGCAGGCCUGGCCUGGAUCCGAGUCAGCACACAGACGGAGCAGAGAGGCGAGUGGACACGUGGGUGGGUUUCAAAUACGGAGCCAGAUAUCAUGAUAGAUAACUAUCAGGGACCUAUCAGAGAGGGGGAGGAGAGUGCCUCGACUCGACUCCCUGGGGAGCGUGAGGGGCAGCCCCGGGCAGCAGAGACCUCCACACUCACUCUCGUCCCCACACUCGCCCACUUCUGGACGGGCCAGGGUCCUCCCUGCGGCUCUGACUGUCUGGUCCCCACCCCCGGCCCAGAGCUCAAGGCCUCGGUGAUGGGGCGGAGGCCACUGCUCCCAUCUCGAGGGCACCAGGAGGGCCGUCCGAGGGCGCGGGCAUCCGGGCCGCACCUGCGACAGGCGUGGCCCGCGCGCCCCCUCGCGCUCUUCCGCGGCCCUGCACCUGGCCGCGGCGGCUUGGAACCCCGGCGCCGCCUCGGGUUUCUGCCCGCCCGCAGCUCCGCUUCGCUGAGGGUGGAGCGCCUCCCAGACGCCCAGGGGGGAUCCCAGGCCUCCCCCAACCUACAUUCCAAGGAGCAGAGCCAGACGUUAACCAAAGACUCGCAAAGGAACCUGGAGUUAAUCAGCCCCACCCCUCAUGCUGCAGAAGGGGAGCCGAGGCCUGUGCGUGACGCCGCAGCUGCCUCCAGGUUCAGCACGAUCGGUGCAUCCUGGGCGUGCCCACCUUUAGCACUGGUGGUAGAACAGCGCGUGCCCCGGGCCUGGGCACUGGUCUUGUACAGGGGCCCUCAGUGA
This is a messenger RNA of Rangifer tarandus platyrhynchus (Svalbard reindeer), 993 nucleotides long. The record is from the annotation of a GenBank genome assembly. Lineage: Eukaryota; Metazoa; Chordata; Mammalia; Artiodactyla; Cervidae.